AUGCGUGCCUCUCAGAUCCUCGCGGUAACUGCAGUUACUCUUCUCGCAACCACCUCCGGUUUUGUUUCCGCUAGCGACGCCGCUGCAGCCGCCGCCAAGGGCAAGACCCCUGCGUCUACAACUGAUGCGCACGAACUGUUCGUCCAGAAGGUCCCUUUCAAGUACGGCAACCUGACUGGGAUGAUGGUGAUCACGAUCGAUCCCGACAGCCUAAAGGAGGUGAGCGAGGAGGACUCCGCAGCAAACGAUCCGUCGCAAGUGUACGACUUCACGCAGCCGGAUGAUUCCGCGUCGGAGACGGAAGACAGAGCUCUUUUCGGAAACUCGUUUCUUGAGAAGCUCCAGCAACUGAGCAAGAGCUACCGCGAUGUAGCACAGUUGGUAAUUCGCCCCAAGCGCGCUACGACGUGCACGAGCUCGGCGCAGGACGCCGCGCGGGAGCCAGACACAGAGACUUCGAUCCGCUCAACGACCUUGGGCCUGCACCUGUACGGCUUGGGGGUGAGCGUGGAGACGGUGGCGCAGCUGUAUGGCUUGGGGGUGACGGUGGCCCGAGCGAGCUAG
Messenger RNA from Phytophthora sojae, 564 nucleotides. RefSeq lists its product as hypothetical. The coding region runs from base 1 to 564 and encodes 187 amino acids. The transcript has 4 exons. The record is from RefSeq and is a predicted model, not a curated record. Lineage: Eukaryota; Oomycota; Peronosporomycetes; Peronosporales; Peronosporaceae.